UGAGAGAGGGAGCGAAAGCCGGAGAAACUCCGCAGCAGCACCAGUGGCGGCAGCAGAGUCAACGCAUCUGUGUCUUCGAAUCGCCGUGUCUUGCGCGGCCAAUCCCCAGUUUGGUUCAGAUUGAGAUUUAACAGCGCCUCGGAUCUUCAGAAACCUUCGACGUCGGUCGACAGUGUUAAGAGCAGGCAUUAACCCCACAGCGCGCAUCUGAGAGCCUCCAAACCCGACCCUUUUCCAUCUAACCCAAUUUCUUGAAUUUUUAAUGGAAAAUGGCGAUCCACGCACAGUCCUCUGGUAUCUUCUGCAUGUUCUCCAUCCAAACUAUGCUGAUCAUCAGCGUGUCCUCGCCUGGAACGGCUAAUCUCCGCUUCCCGCAGCACUACACCAUGAUCCACUGGGCUGGACGUAUAGAGAAGGAACUGGAGAAAGUGCUGCCCCAGGUGACUGGAGUCCAGCAGAUGAAAUCAAUAUAUAACGAGAAGAGGAGUCAGUUUGACGUGAAGAGGAACUCACCCAAGGACCUGGUGGAGCGGGUGGCCCGAGACAUCGCCAGGCUGCUUAACAGCAAGCGCAAGGCUCUGGAGAGACUGGCCAAAGAAGCAGAACAGAUCCAGACAGAAUACCCCUGGCAGGACAACAUCAAGGAGAGUGACAUACAAUACUAUGACUCAAAGGUGGAUGCUGAAUAUGUGCAAUACCGUGAAGUUAUAUUUCCUUUAAAGCCCGGCAGCAAUUUUACUGAAGAGAACUUGAUGGCAAACCCACAGUCCAUCUCUCUGGAGUUUGUGGAAGACCCCAACUUCAAAAACAAAGUCAACUACUCCUACACUGCUGUACAAAUCCCCACUGACAUCUACAAGGGCUCACCCACAAUUCUGAAUGAGCUGAACUGGACCCAGGCGCUGGAGAGGGUGUUUAUCGAUAACAGUCGCGAGGACCCCUCGCUUCGCUGGCAGGCCUUUGGCAGUGCCACUGGAGUCACUAGAUAUUACCCAGCCACACCAUGGAGAACACCGUAUAAGAUCGACCUGUACGAUGUGAGGAGGCGACCUUGGUAUAUUCAGGGUGCCUCUUCUCCUAAAGACAUGGUCAUCAUAGUAGAUGUGAGUGGCAGUGUCAGUGGACUGACUUUGAAGUUAAUGAAAACGUCUGUUAAUGAGAUGCUGGACACGCUGUCUGAUGAUGACUAUGUAAAUGUAGUCCAGUUCAACGAAAAGGCAGACGUUGUUGUCUCGUGCUUUAAGACACUGGUCCAGGCCAACUUGAGAAAUAAAAAAAUCUUCAAAGACAAGGUGAUGCAAAUGCAUGCCAAGGGGACGACAGUCUACAAGUCUGGCUUCCAGUUUGCUUUUGAGCAGCUAUUAAAUGACACUACUAGUGCUCCAAGGGCAAACUGCAAUAAGAUGAUAAUGAUGUUCACAGAUGGAGGAGAGGACCGAGCCGAAGAGGUCUUUGAGAAGUACAACUGGCCCAAUAAAACCGUCCGAGUUUUCACCUUCUCUGUGGGCCAGCACAAUUACGAUGUCGCACCGCUGCAGUGGAUCGCCUGUGCUAACAAAGGAUACUACUUUGAGAUCCCAUCCAUUGGAGCAAUCAGAAUCAACACACAGGAGUAUCUAGAUGUUCUGGGCAGACCUAUGGCAUUAGCAGGCAACCAGGCCAAACAAGUGCAGUGGACCAAUGUCUACCAGGAUGCUCUGGGCUUGGGUCUGGUCAUUACUGGCACAAUGCCUGUCUUCAAUCUCACCGCUGAUAAUGACUCCAAGAACCAGUUAAUAUUGGGCGUCAUGGGUGUCGAUAUUGCACUUAGUGAAAUUCAGCAGCUCACACCACGGUAUAAGCUUGGAGCCAAUGGUUACACAUUCGCCAUAGAUCCCAAUGGUUAUGUCCUUCUACAUCCCAACUUACAACCUAAGAUCAUCAACUUCAGAGAACCAGUCACACUUGACUUUCUAGAUGCAGAGCUGGCAGACAGCAAUAAGGAAGAGAUUCGCCGCCUAAUGAUUGACGGCAAGGCAGGACAGAGGAAAGUCAAGACAUUAGUUAAGGCCAUUGACAAGCGUUACAUUGAUGAGGUUCUGAGGACAUACAUAUGGACUCCAGUGGAAGGCACAGACUACAGUCUGGGGUUGGUGCUGCCCACCUACAGUGAACACCACAUCAGGGCCAACCUCAGCGACCAGAUACUGCAAGUGCAGUUAAAAGACACCACGGACUUUGAAUCUCUGCUGCCACACACAUUUGAAUCAGAGGGACGUGUGUUGAUAGCUCCAAGGGAAUACUGCAAGGACCUGGAGCUGUCCAGCAACAACACGGAGUUCCUGCUCAACUUCAUCGCUCUGAUGGAGAAAGUCACACCAGACUCCAAACAAUGUGACAACUUCCUGCUACACAAUCUGAUUCUGGACACGGGAAUUAUCAGACAGCUGGUGGAGAAAGUGUGGAAAACGAAGGACCUCAACACGUAUGGAUUUUUGGCCGUUUUUGCAGCUACAGAUGGAGGCAUCACUCGUAUUUUCCCAAAUAAGGCUGCUGAGACCUGGGAGGAGGAUCCGGAGCCAUUUAAUGCCACUUACUACCAACGCAGUUUGGACAACAGGGGCUACAUAUUUAGAGCACCCUAUCGUAGCCGUGAGUCAAACACUAUCCUGCAGGAACAGGAGAAUGACACCAUCGGUAUCCUGGUCAGUACAGCAGUGGAGAUUACUGUAGGGUCCAGAACUAUUAGACCUGCUGUGGUGGGUGUAAAGUUGGACCUUGAAGCUUGGACUUCAAAAUUUAAGAUCCUUGCCAGCAACCAAACUGACAACACUCGACAAGGUUCUCAAAUGUGCACACCAACUUCUGGCUGCGAGAUGGACUGUGAUGCCCAUGAGGACUUGCUGUGUUAUCUGAUCGACGAUGGCGGCUUUCUCAUCAUGUCCAAUCAGAUUAACGACUGGAGCAAGAUUGGAAUGUUCUUCAGUGAGGUAGACUCUGCCCUGAUGUAUGCACUCUACAACAACUCUUUCUACCAGCGCAAGCUGACGUUCGAUUACCAGUCUGUGUGUGCCCCUAUCCAUUCCAGCAAUACGGGGGCAGCCCCUCGAGGAGUCUUUGUGCCAACAAUCGCAGACUUCCUAAACAUGGCGUGGUGGACAUCAACAGCUGCCUGGUCCCUCUUUCAGCAGAUGCUUUACGGGUUUGCCUACCACAGCUGGUUCACUACAGAUGAAAUCGAAGCAUCAGACAUCUCGGAGUCCAAAGAGGCCAGUUGCGUUAGACAACAGACACAGUUCUACUUUGGUAAUGUCAGCAGUGCCUACAGCAUAGUGCAGGACUGUGAAAACUGCUCCAGAGUCAUCCAUGCCAAGAGAAUCAAUAACACCAACUUGCUGUUUGUGGUGGCUGAGAAGCUACCCUGCAGUACAUGCGAUGUCGAGAAACUCUUUCAGGAGGAGUUGGAAUUCAUUCAAGAGGACCCAUGUCUGAAUAUGCCACAACCGCGGUACAGAAAAGGACCCUCCACCUGUUUUGAUUACAAUAUUGCAGAGAACACUACAGACUGUGGACGAGGACACUCCUUCCGCCCGUCCAUCCGCACUUUACUCCUCCUCCAGCUCCUCCUCCUCUCUCUAGUGGCCCACCCUCACAUUUUGCCUUUCUCCCUUUAACUUCUUCAUCUGCCCAUCUCCCUCGCCUCGCCUAAUUCUGCAUUUCUCCUUUAUCUCCCCUCGCUCUAGUCAUAGGUGUUAAUGGGACUUCCUGCUGCCCUUAAACGGAAGCCCGACACACUGCUUCAUCCACUUAGCUUCACAGGUUGUUGCUUAGUGACCGUUGCAGAAGUUUAUUGUCUCCUGCCAAUCAGCAGCCUUUGUAAAAGGAGCUAGACAUCUCCUUAAAGAAGACGAAGCUGAGGAUGUCACUGACAACAAAAAAAAAGUCUACCGUUGCAUGGAGCGGAGGACACGGAGGGAGAACAGAUCACCCUCUAGGACCAACUGAAACAGAGGCAGUGCAGAGAAGAAUGGAAUGUUCCGUUGCUGUGCAACCUGCCAGAACGAAUGGAGGAUUACAUUUUGUCAGAUUCUGCCUUUACGGUUCAAGUCAUCCUCCUCAUCCUCAUCCUCAUCUUCAUCCCUUUAGAGGCCCCUGAGCUCUGUUUCAUGGGUUUACCGCUUGCCUAAUUUGACAUGGGGCUAAAGAACCUUCUGCCAUUCUCUAGUAAUUGGUAAUAAGAUCACAGAACUUUAAUCAAAAAAAAAGGUAACAACCUGUGAGUAUUUAAAGCAUAACCUCCAUGUGCUAGGACAUUACGAGAGAGGGAACAUGAUAGAAGUUACUUAUUAAAAGUAUAAUUUGUUUAUUUAUGCACUAUAUCUACUUCUUGCCAAAAUGAGAUAGACUUGUUGCGUGGUCUUAUUUUUCUAGCCAAAUUAGGACGAGGAGAAUAAUAAGGGAAAUGACUCACCCAGUAGAACAGCAAGUCCAGUUAGGAAGAAUCAGGGACCUCCUGUGGAGACCAGGCCUGUAAUUCAGUUUGCUUCAUUCGCUCUUCUGUCACCUAGUCAUAAGCACUUCAUUAGGCACAUCUUCCUGUUUAACUGGUCUACACAAAUAGAGGAUCUGAAGGAUCUAUUGUUUUAAUCAUAUAAAGACCUUCCAUUUAGGUGGUGUCUUUAACUAGCUGGUGUUUACAGACGAAUUGGAAUAUGGCCCAUCUGGGCUCCGGUAUCUCCCCUCUCCAUCCUCCAUAGAUGUGUCUUGUGUGUACAUGGAGGCCAUAUUUAUACACUUGGCAAGUUUGUCGCAGUCUAUUUCACAGUACUUUACAACCAUUAGCUCUUUUGUUAACUGACUGAUCUGCAAUCUAUCCGUCAGUGAAGAUUAAUGCGAUGAAAAUAUCACUAAUCAUUUAAUGUAUGCCUUGUCAUUUGGAAAAUGCACAUUUAUUUGUUGAUUUAAUUUCAUCAGAAUACUCAUACAUCAAUUUUCCGUUUUGCAAUGAAAACAUCACUGUAAUGUAUACAUUCAUAUCUUCAUAUCACAAUGACACUUUGGGACCCAACUCAUAUCUUUUUUUCCUCCGUUUAUUGUGCCUUGAUUUACUUUUCUGUUUGAAAGUAUUGGCUACUGAUUUGCAGUUUCAUUAUAUAGUAAUUUCUUCACUCUUUGUAGGGUUUCUCUACCUAGCCUUUUACUGGCCAUUAGGGAUAUUUCUUAAAGAUACUCCAGACUGGCUGUAGGGCUACAAUAUCUUAUUGGAGACUUUGAUCUGAAGAUAAAAUUAGAGUAGUUCACACAAAAAGACCUAAGUAACCUAUGAAGAUACAUUAGUUCAUAUAGUUUUGAGUUUUUGCCAUAGCCUUCAGAUCAGACGAGAAGUAAAGAACUUUUUUUCUGGGGACCUUCUGUAAAUAAUGGAAGCCUAAUUCUUUGUUGCCCCCAAAGUAAGCUCCUUGAGAUAGUUUAAAGUAUCUUCUAAAUCUAGUCGGUAUAUGAGGAAUUAACAUGUAUCUUGAGCUUACUGCAGGUCUGGUGUCUGCUUCAACUUCCCAGAGGUAACCAGUAUUACUGUUGAUGAAGCUUACAGUCUCCACUUACAAUGUGCUAUCUCGCAUUGGAGCUGCUCUUUAUGGUCACCAUCCAUCAUAAGCUUCUAUAGUGUGCUUACAGGUCAUGAACUUCAUUCUUUUUUUCUUUCUUUUUCUCUCUCUCUCUGUCUCUCUCUCUCUCUCUCUCUCUCUCUCUCUCUCUCUCUCUCUCUGUGUGUGUGUGUGUGCGUGUGCACCUGUGAAUGUGUUUUCUGCAAUGCAGCAAAUGAUGCAGUGUUUGCUCUAAUCAGGUGUUAGAGUGGAAAAUAGAUGUUUUUAUUGAAGUAUCCUGAAUGUGUCGUCAUUGUCAAUAAGAAGAGGUAAUGUGUCUCGUUUUGCAGGUGUGAAAAUAAUGUUUCACGUGUUGUCUCCAAAUCAGUUCACAAGACCUUCUGCUUUUCUGUUUUGUUUUGUUCGUGUUUCCAUCUUUUCAUCCAUUUUAUUUUCAUUCCUUUCAUCUCCCUCUCUCUGGGUUUCUUUUCGUCCUUUCUACCAUCACACCCUCCAUUGUUAGAAAAUUAGUGUUUUAAAAAUAACCGAUCUGAGGAUUUUCAGAGUUUAAAGUGUCCAGCAUGGGAGGACAUGGAAUGUAUACACUUGAGGGACAGUGUACACUGCCUGGAGUUCGGUUUACCCAGCACGGUGUGUCAAUAGCGAUGUAAUACGUAGUCAUCUCAGCAGUGUCCUGAGGUAACUCCGAGGUGUCAACCUUGCGCUUUUUUGUCGCUGAUGCUAAUACUAUAUGCUUUCAUUUGGAUUUUUUUCUCAUUCACAUCACAGUUGGCACAUUUUUAAAACAUGAGAACUGCCUCACCACAGAGAACGGCCGAGACAGAGGUUAAUUCGUUUAUCUAAUAGCUAACCCAUUGCAGCGUGCAUUAUCACUAACGGGUGAGCACGCAAACAGAACAGAACCCAACUGUCGUAGCCUUCCCGCUAUCAAUAUGCUCGAAACCUGUGGCCUUUAUGCCGCACUUCAUUACUGGAUUCAUACCGUACUCAGACCUAUUGACUACUGUAUCUUAAACCUAGCAAGCACAUCUCUCGAAUAUAUGAGCAAAUGCGCAAGUAGAGACAUUUCAUUACAUAAGCCAAGGACACCAUUUCCUACUUUCGCCCAUUUGCUGAAUAAAGAAAACAGCGCAAGUGUCCAUACCGUUGUGAGCAGUGAUCACCCUGUCUUGUCAAAAUCUGUUACCCAACAAAAUCAUACCUCAUUCUGCUUCUUAAAUGAUGUGCAAUUUUUUUUAUUUCAUGUUGGAAGGAACAUGGUACUCUAACAAGUCUAGAAGAGUAUAUGCCUUAUCCUGUCUUGUAAAUCACGUCCAAAAUUUUGUCUCUCGUUUCUUUUUAGAAGAGAAUGUUUAGCCCAUUCGUACUAACAUUUGGAAAGGCAGAGUGACAGACGAUAACAUACUUUGGCAAGACGUUGAAUUUAAAACCAUGAGUGUGUCUGUCACCAUUCUGAGUGCACUGGGACUAAAGUCCUUGUUCUUUCAAUUGUUCAAUUUUUUCGCCAAAAAUGUAUUUUAAAAAGAAGAAUAAAAGAUUACGUAGCUUGGGGAGGUUGGGACGGGUUGGCUUUAUUUGGAGUUCCUCCUCCAACUCUUCCCCUUCCUUAUAGCAACAACAGAGUAGGCACGUUUCCUCGGGAGAGACACGUGUGUGUGUGUGUGCGUGUGUGUGUGAUUCUGUAGUCCUUAGUCUGGUGCUCCGUGACAAAUGUGUGGAAAAAAUAAUAAAUAAACAAAAUAAGUCCGUAAAAGGUGAAAUUGAAUUUCGCAUUAAGUGACAAUAAAAAAUAAAGAUUUAAGUAAAAUAGGAAUACAGUACUACUGAAUAUCAUCUUGAGUUUGAGGUGUGAUAUCAAAGUGGGAGUUUUAGUUUGUUGGAUUGUGUGUGAAGAGCGAAUUGCUCCAAUUCUUUGGACACUGGGUCUAUGUUGCUCCAUUCUUUUGUACAGAAGUAACAAAAAAAAUAUGAGGGAAACAUUUGUAAAAUAUUGUGUCUGUGACUCCUUGUAAAAUAUUUUCAAAUUGUUUAUUACAGAGAAUCAGUUAUUAAAUAAUGUUCAUAUUUUUCACUUCAUUUCAGUGUGUAGUGAUCAUUUUUUUGGAAAAAUAGGUUCCAUGUUCUAAGACAUGCAUAGUAUUAUUUGAGUGAUUCACAUCUAUAUCACAUACAUCAUUACAUACAUUUUACUGAAAGUACAGAACUGAUGAAACACCAAUGUUGUGGAAUAGAGAGUGAUAAAUAUUCAGUUCACACUGCAAGUUGUUCAAUUGUCUAACUUGGUGCAGGUUAGAAUGGCCUAAGCAAAAACAAAACUGGCCAGACAUUGUUACAAUUUGGACUUCAACUGCCAGCUUUGUCAGAUUUUGUGAACUAAUAUAUGGGUCCAAAAAAGGUCCCAUGAAAAUCUAUUCUUUACAUGGUGAUUAUAGUUGAUCAAAAGACUUUGCUAUAGAAAAUGUAGUCCUGCAUAUCCUAACACAAGGACUAUAAACUGAAUGGAAUAAAUUUAGUAUGAGAAAAAAAAAAAAAA
Molecule: messenger RNA, 8118 nt
Organism: Electrophorus electricus (electric eel)
Lineage: Eukaryota; Metazoa; Chordata; Actinopteri; Gymnotiformes; Gymnotidae
Source: RefSeq, a predicted model, not a curated record